AUGUCGAGCACGUACUCUCAGACCAGCUACGCAUCGAGCGACUCUAGUGUCAGCUCCAGCGUGCGGUGGAAAAGCGACGGCUCUGACUUGGAAUCGGACGACGACCAGGCAGGCUCCUGCGAGUCCGAAUCCGAAUCCGAAUCCGAGUCUUUCUCUACGCCUACGAUUUGGGACGAUAUCAUCUGCGAAAGUGACCAGCUUGCGGGCGACAACUACGAUCUUACCGAUUCAGAGGAGGGCCUCUUCAAUACCAUCCGGGACGAGGCUAUCUGCGUCGACGAUCCCCCUGUUCUUUUCCAGCCCGCCCAAGCUUUGUUCUGGGGCACGCCACUUCUGCCUAGCUAUCCUUCGAAACACUCGUAUCUAGCUGGCGGUUCUGCUGGGACUGAAGAGACGAUGGCUAUGGUACUAAAUCCGAGAUUCGAGGCUCUCAGGCAGAGUAACGAACUAGAGAGGAGAGUGGGAGUGGAUGCUGGCACCGCAGAGGUGAACAGUACGGGGUCCCUGACCAAGAGAGACGAAAACAUCCCGUCCUGGCUUGAAAAGGCUUCUUUCGAUAUUCGUGGUGCUGGACGCCAGAAUGUGCCUCCGGCUUCGAACUCGUUCUCGUCCAACCUCGCAUCAAUUUUGCCUCAGAACACCAUCACUCAUGCUCACGCUCAUCACACUCAGUCUCACACCCUCGCUCGUGCUGACCAGGCCCAUACUCGAGGUUUCGACUCUUCUAUCCCCUUACACCCUCCAGCGUCCCUUGCAUCACGCACGCCACAUGCUAUACAACCACCACCAGAUCCUCCUACUCUUUUCGUUUCCACGCCCACUCCUUCUCAUCUUGUGGACUCUUCGACACAUGCUACACCUAGUCUCUCGCGCCAUCGCCUUCCACUAUGUGACCUGGCCGCUGCUCCCUCGGCUAAUUCAUGGCGCCACCCGUACUCUGUAACUCGCAACACUGGCGACAUGGGGGUCCCUAGGCAGGUCAACGUCUUCGGAUGGCAGUCCCCCACUCGAAGGAAGAACGCUACAAAGCCUGAGGAUCACUGCAUAGCACCUCACGCCGGUGUCAGUGAAUCGUCUUCGACAUACAAGACCCACGGCUGGCUUACUUCUUCCGCUUCCAGAGUCUUCGCGCCUCGAACGGUCUGA
Molecule: messenger RNA, 1146 nt
Organism: Stereum hirsutum FP-91666 SS1
Lineage: Eukaryota; Fungi; Basidiomycota; Agaricomycetes; Russulales; Stereaceae
Exons: 1
Coding region: 1-1146 (381 amino acids)
Source: RefSeq, a predicted model, not a curated record